GAUAAAAAGAAAACCACUAAAAUUGGUUUUCAAGAAAUAGAAAAGAAAAAAGGUGAGCAAGUCGAAAAAAUAAAAGUGCGGGUCGCCCGAAAAUUUAAGGAUAAAAAAGGGAAAAACCGUUGUCAAAAUUGUGGCAAGAGGAAAGAACAAAAUAUUUGUUCGGCUUGUCGGCAACCAGAACCCCAGAAAAAUCAGACAUUAGUCCAUCGUGAAUCUUUUUUUCUGAAUAAAAUGCUUUAUCAAAUCUUAGCAAAAAUGCGAGAGGUGGCACCGAGCCAAUUUCAAGCCGAAAUCGACCAAAUUUUACCUAGUUUUAAGUUAAGUGCGGCGGAGAAUAAAUUAAUUGAAGAAAUGGAAAAAUAUAAAAGAACGGAAGACUUUGCCGAGAAACACCCCGAACUCAAAAGCGAAAAGGCAAUAGAGAAGUUAGAAGAAGAAAUUGGCGAUAGUUGGAAGAAAAAUAAUCAGCCAACUGGACCCGGUAAUCAAAAUGGGGGCAACUCUCCGCAACCAAACUCAAAUCAAAACAACGAUAAUUCGGCGAAAAUUACUCAAUUACAGCAAGAAAUCAACGGUUUAAGACAAGAAAUCCGUGACUUAAAAAAUCCUCGCAAUCCUUCUCCUCCCAACCCUAAUACUUUACAAGAAAAAGAGAAUAAAUUGAAGGAAAAAGAAAGUGAGUUGGAGGGAUUAAACAAAAACAAUAAUUCUCCUUCCAAUAAUCAACCUGAUAAAAGUGGAAAUUCUAAUUUAUUGCUUUAUGUUGGUCUUGCAGUAAUAGGAGCAAUCAUUAUUUUGCUUGCCGUUUUGCUAAUUUUGCAAAAAAAAAAAAAAAACAGUCUUAAAUUGGCAGAAUAA
Messenger RNA from Ambispora leptoticha, 858 nucleotides. Lineage: Eukaryota; Fungi; Glomeromycota; Glomeromycetes; Archaeosporales; Ambisporaceae. The record is from the annotation of a GenBank genome assembly.